Messenger RNA from Peromyscus eremicus (cactus mouse), 5281 nucleotides. It is a transcript of the gene Tbc1d4, whose product is annotated as TBC1 domain family member 4. Bases 44 to 3229 code for a protein of 1061 amino acids. The record is from RefSeq and is a predicted model, not a curated record. The transcript has 18 exons. Lineage: Eukaryota; Metazoa; Chordata; Mammalia; Rodentia; Cricetidae.
UCCAGAUGUGAUCAGUAGCAUCAGGCAGUUAUCCAAGGCUGCCAUGAAGGAGGACUCCAGACCCAGCAAAGAUAAUGAGGACGCCUUCUAUAACUCGCAGAAGUUUGAAGUGCUGUACUGUGGGAGGGUGAUCGUGACCCAUAAGAAGGCGCCCUCCAGCCUCAUUGAUGACUGCAAGGAGAAGUUCAGCCUGCACGAGCAGCAGCGACGGAAGCUGCAGGGCGAGAGAGGUGGUGACCCCGGGGACGAGCUGGGUGUCUUGGAGGCUGAGUCUCCCGUGUCCCCAGAUGACAGCCUGCCCGAGGAGGCAGAUGGUACAGUUAACAGCCACCGCGCUCUGCCCUCCCUGGCCAGCCUCCCCACCCUGGCUAGCCAGCCUGCACUGGCCAGCUCUCGGGUGUGCUUCCCAGAGAGGAUUUUGGAAGACUGUGGCUUUGACGAGCAGCAGGAGUUCCGAUCUCGGUGCAGCAGCGUCACGGGUGUCCUGCAAAAGAAGGUUCAUGAGAACAGCCAGAAACCACAGCCAAGAAGGAGGCACGCAAGCGCCCCCAGUCACGUGCAGCCCUCGGAUUCAGAGAAGAACAGGACCAUGCUCUUCCAGGUCGGCCGCUUUGAGAUUAACCUCAUCAGUCCAGACACUAAAUCAGUUGUGCUCGAGAAGAAUUUCAAAGAUAUUUCCUCCUGCUCUCAGGGAAUAAAGCAUGUUGAUCACUUUGGCUUCAUCUGUCGGGAGUCUCCAGAGCCGGGACUGAGCCAGUACAUCUGUUAUGUGUUCCAGUGUGCCAACGAAUCUCUGGUGGAUGAGGUCAUGCUGACCCUGAAGCAAGCUUUCAGCACGGCUGCUGCUCUGCAGAGUGCCAAGACACAGAUCAAGCUGUGCGAGGCCUGCCCCAUGCACUCUUUGCAUAAGCUCUGUGAGAGGAUCGAAGGGCUCUACCCACCACGAGCCAAACUAGUAAUCCAGAGGCAUCUCUCUUCACUGACAGAUAAUGAGCAAGCUGACAUCUUUGAACGAGUCCAGAAAAUGAAGCCCAUCAGUGACCAGGAGGAGAAUGAACUCGUGAUUCUGCACCUCCGGCAGCUCUGCGAAGCCAAGCAGAAGACCCACGUGCACAUCGGGGAAGGGCCGUCGAUUAUUUCAAAUAGUACAAUCCCAGAAAAUUCGACAAGUGGUGGGAGGUUCAAGCUUGACAUUCUGAAGAACAAAGCGAAGAGAUCCUUAACUUCCUCCUUGGAAAAUAUCUUCUCUAGGGGAGCUAACAGGAUGAGAGGUCGGCUUGGAAGCAUGGACAGCUUUGAACGGUCCAACAGUCUUGCUUCGGAGAAGGACUUCUCACCAGGGGACUCUCCUCCCGGGACACCACCAGCCUCUCCACUGUCCUCUGCCUGGCACGUCUUCCCCGAGGAGGAUUCGGACUCUCCACAAUUUCGAAGACGGGCUCACACAUUCAGCCACCCACCUUCAAGUUCAAGGAGGAAGCUGAACUUGCAAGAUGGGAGGGCUCAUGGCCUAAGGUCCCCUCUACUGAGGCAGAGUUCCAGCGAGCAAUGCAGUGAUGGAGAAGGGAGAAAAAGGACCUCAUCCACCUGCAGCAACGAGUCCCUGAGUGCUGGAGGGACCCCUGUCACCCCCCGCAGAAUCUCCUGGAGGCAACGCAUUUUCCUCCGGGUUGCAUCUCCUGUGAACAAGUCCUCAUCAGCAAUGCAGCAAAAAGAUGGACUGGACAGGACUGAGCUGCUCCCAUUAUCCCCUCUGACUCCCACCAUGGAGGAAGAGCCUCUUGUUAUAUUCUUGUCUGGUGAUGAGGAUACAGAAAAAGCUGAAGAGAAAAAGAAAUCAAAGGAACUGAAGAGUCUGUGGAAAAAAGCUAUACAUCAGCAAAUCCUGUUGCUUCGGAUGGAGAAAGAAAACCAGAAACUGGAAGCAAGAAGAGAUGAACUCCAGUCUAGAAAAGUUAAGUUAGACUAUGAAGAAGUUGGUACAUGUCAGAAGGAAGUCUUAAUCACAUGGGACAAGAAGUUGCUAAAUUGCAGAACUAAAAUCAGAUGUGACAUGGAAGACAUUCACACGUCCCUUAAGGAAGGGGUCCCCAAAAGUCGACGAGGGGAAAUUUGGCAGUUUCUAGCGUUACAAUACCGCUUGAGGCACAGAUUGCCCAACAAACACCAGCCUCCAGACACCUCCUAUAAGGAACUUCUGAAGCAGCUCACUGCUCAGCAGCAUGCCAUACUGGUGGAUUUGGGGAGGACGUUUCCCACUCACCCAUACUUUUCAGUCCAGCUUGGGGCAGGACAGCUGUCCCUCUUUAACCUGCUGAAAGCCUACUCUUUGCUGGACAAAGAGGUGGGCUACUGUCAGGGCAUCAGCUUUGUGGCCGGAGUCCUGCUUCUGCACAUGAGUGAAGAGCAAGCCUUUGAAAUGCUGAAGUUCCUUAUGUACGACCUGGGCUUCCGCAAGCAGUACCGACCGGAUAUGAUGUCACUUCAGAUCCAGAUGUACCAGCUGUCCAGACUCCUUCAUGAUUACCACCGGGAACUCUACAAUCAUCUUGAAGAGAAUGAGAUCAGCCCCAGCCUGUAUGCUGCACCCUGGUUCCUCACACUCUUUGCCUCUCAGUUUCCCUUAGGAUUUGUAGCCAGAGUUUUUGAUAUUAUUUUUCUUCAGGGAACUGAAGUUAUAUUUAAGGUUGCUCUCAGCUUACUGAGCAGCCAGGAAGCACUUAUAAUGGAGUGUGAAAACUUUGAAAAUAUUGUUGAAUUUCUCAAAAGCACCUUACCUGAUAUGAAUACCACUGAAAUGGAAAAAAUUAUUACCCAGGUUUUUGAAAUGGAUAUUUCUAAACAGCUACAUGCCUAUGAGGUAGAAUAUCAUGUGCUACAGGAUGAGCUUCUGGAAUCUUCCUAUGCCUGUGAGGAUAACGAAUCUCUGGAGAAGCUGGAGAGAGCCAACAACCAAUUGAAAAGACAGAACAUGGACCUUCUAGAAAAACUCCAGGUAGCUCAUGCUAAAAUCCAGGCCUUGGAAUCCAACCUAGAAACUCUUUUAACCAGAGAGACCAAAAUGAAGGCUUUAAUCCGGACCUUGGAACAAGAUAAGAUGGCGUAUCAAAAGACAGUGGAGCAAAUCCGUAAGCUGCUACCAGCAGAGGCGCUGGCCAACUGUGAAUUGCUGCUGCGCGACCUGACUUACCCCAGUAAUGACAAAGCCAAGACAGGAAAUAAGCCAUAGUUUCAGACGUGGCCUCAGCAUCGCGCUUCCUGACAAUACCCGGAAGGAGGCACUGUGCACUGCUGACUUAAUGCCAACCAGAAAUCUGGUGGGACACCUACUACUGGUGCUGAGAUCAUCAGUAGGUGAUGUAGCUCUCCUCAGAGCACUCCACUCCUAAGCCAUCACAGACAUCCAGACUGUAUUUUCUUCUGGUUGUCGCCAACUAUGUACGUAAAUAUAUAUAAGUGGACAUAAAGAUUCAUGCUUUCCAAUCAAACGGUAGAUGUGUAUUCAAAGCAAUUUUUCUUUCUCCGUCAAAACUUCAUGAAAUCCACACCAAAGGGGAGUUCAAGUGAGAUUGCCCUUUGGACACACAUGAUAUCUUUUUGUUUUUCUAGUGAAACGAAUCUAGAACAUCUUUGUAUAUUGAAAUAUACUUGAAAAAAAUGAAUGUAUUUCCCCCUGCCCCUAAAGACUAGCAUGUUUCACUCAGCGUGGUAGGCAGACACAUUUCUGUAGCUGUAUGUGUCUGUGUCUAUAUAAGGGACAUGACUAGCUGCCAGUCUCACCCCUGGGAGUCUCUUAGGAAGGUGGGGCCCUUCUGCCCUGCCCACUGUGUGAUAACCAGCAUCUCAAAUCUUCACUCAUCUUGAGUCUGGUUAGGCUUUGCUUGAGACACAGGGACAAAGCAGGACCUUGUGGCUGAGUCCACCCACCUCAAGAUGAAGAGGAAUGUUGCUAAUUUUCUAGCAGAUUAGACCAGCAUUGAUAUUCAAACUGAAAAUAUCAGGCCUCAAAAACACAAUUAAGCUCCUAAAUUGUCUAUAGUAGCUCUUUGCCUUUUUAUUUAGGUGACUUCAACAGUGGUAAAUAGUUGCUUGGUGCUGUAUUUACCAAGUGACAGGGGUUGCUAUUUUCUCACAAAAUUAUGGGAGCUUUCCACGUACUUCUUGUGACCUUCAGUUUAGAAUAGGGAAAUAAAAUGACGAUUGAUUUUCCAAAGAUGAUAUACCGUGUUGAGUUGCUUUUUUAUGUUUUGCUCAAUAACAGAACAUCUUAUUAAUCAUUUUCCCCUUUCAUGUGAAAAAUUUAGAACUGUGAAAUGUUUAGGAACGAACUGUGUAAAGCACAAUGGAAGGGAAGUGAGAUGUCUCCAACCCAGUUAAAACCUGUACAAUUCUGUAUUUGGACUCCUGGCUUCGGCCACGUAUAGAUGGCUUAUUAGAGAACGUUCAUGCAUGCUGGGUGCGUGGAUGGAAAGGAAUUUUCCCAGUGCACGUUCGGUCCCUGACGAUGGUGCCUCUGAACAUGAAGGCGGCAUUUUUGCCUUUCCAAACAGUGUUUAUUGCCGCCACCUUUUGCAGUCCUUGUCUUUUUGCGGAUGGGUUAUUUGGGCAUAAUUUUCCUCAGAGAGAGUUUAUUAGACAGAAGAUGAAGUUUUAUUAUGUAACUCACAGGUCAAGAUGUAAAGAUUUCAGAAGACACAGAUCAGUAGAUGCCAAGCAUCUAUAAACCCUUCUAGACUGUUCCCCACUUGAAUGUCGCAAGUCUUGGGAUCAGGGUGUCCUUGGAUCCAGGGGGUUUCCUCCCCCAAACAACCAAGUCUUAUGACUUAGGAGAGUUGAUACAGCUUCUAGAAUCUAGGAAGUGCUCGUUCUAGAUUUUCUGUUUGGUUGAGGGCCAUUAGCUGAUCAGUUGCUUGUAUCUCCUGAAAAUUUCUUCAUUUGUAGCAUCUUUUAUUCUCCUACCAAGAUGAAGAGGAGCACAGUCUUACUUUCUGAUGUUAGAAAUUGCCUUAUGGGUGUGAUGCACAGGUGGUGGCUGAGAGGUCUUCGUGCUGGGGAAGGAAAUAUUUUCUUUCUGUUUCUCAGUUAAAAGUGAACUAUAUUCUGAAUGUUCAAAGUCAGCAAUUCAGAUGAUGUGGUUAUAGUAUUUUCUUGUGAAAAUGAUUUUUCUUUCUCAUUUGUGAUUUAAAAAAAUGUUACACCGGUUGGUUCUGCUUUGUCAUUUUACCUCUCUAUCAGGUCAUGUAAUGUCUAGUUCAUUUCCAAUAAAUAUGUUGCUGACAUU